This is a messenger RNA of Capronia epimyces CBS 606.96, 2466 nucleotides long. RefSeq names its product minichromosome maintenance protein 2. Gene Ontology annotation, cellular component: nucleus; MCM complex. Gene Ontology annotation, molecular function: 3'-5' DNA helicase activity; single-stranded DNA binding; ATP binding. The coding region runs from base 1 to 2466 and encodes 821 amino acids. Gene Ontology annotation, biological process: double-strand break repair via break-induced replication; DNA replication; mitotic DNA replication initiation. The record is from RefSeq and is a predicted model, not a curated record. The transcript has 2 exons. NCBI's taxonomy places the organism in Eukaryota, Fungi, Ascomycota, Eurotiomycetes, Chaetothyriales, Herpotrichiellaceae.
AUGGGGCCGAAUGCUGAUUUUGUAGCGCUUCCUUCCUCGCCCCCUUUAUUGCCUUCCAACGAGAACGAUGAUCUGGACGACGAUGACUUGGGCCCAGAAGACGACCUGAUUGGAGAUAUCGAUGACGCAGAUGAACUGGCAGAAGAAGAAGAUGGCAUCGACCUCUUCGGAGAUACUUUCAUGGAUGACGAGCGCGAACGACCCGAUCAAGAAACGUAUCAGGGGCGAAUGAUUGACGACGAAGGCGAAUAUGACGAGCUUGAUGUUGCCGCUCGUCGUCAGUUGGAAGCUCGUCUUAACAAACGCGAUCGCGAGCUUGCCCGCAGGCGACGCAUGCCUGCGGCAUUCAUGCCAGAUGACGACGAUGAUGCUGGCAUUGACUUGACUCGACAACCUCGGAGACGCCGGCACCAUUACGACGAGGAUCAGGAAGACAUGGAUCUCGAUGAGAAUAUCAUGGAGGAGGAACUUUCUCUGGAGACGCUCCAAGAUGUUAAAGCAGCAAACAUCACGGAAUGGGUCACUCUGCCUCCAGUUAUGAAAACGAUUGCUCGAGAGUUCAAGUCGUUCCUCACAGAGUACAUUGAUGCCAAUGGCACAUCUGUCUACGGAACUCGGAUUCGCACCCUCGGUGAGGUCAAUUCAGAAUCCCUCGAAGUGUCGUACGACCACUUGUCUUCUACCAAAGCCAUUUUGGCAUACUUUCUGGCGAAUUCCCCCACAGAGAUGCUCAAGAUCUUCGACAAAGCCGCAUUUGAAGUGGUUCGACUACACUAUCCAAACUAUGAACUCAUCCAUCCAGAGAUCCAUGUGCGUAUUUCAGAUUUACCGGUCAAAUACACGUUGCGCCAGCUCCGACAGUCACAUCUCAACUGCCUAGUCAGAGUUUCCGGAGUGGUCACCCGGCGAACAGGUGUCUUUCCGCAACUCCAGAUGGUCAAGUUCACCUGCAACAAAUGCGGUGUUACUCUCGGGCCGUUCGCUCAGGAGUCAACCUCGUCAGAAGUCAAAUUGACAUUCUGUCCAGCGUGCCAGUCCCGGGGACCUUUCACUCUGAACACCGAAAAGACAAUAUAUCGAAACUAUCAGAAGCUGACGCUACAAGAAUCUCCCGGAACUGUCCCAGCCGGUCGACUGCCACGGCACCGCGAAGUCGUCCUCCUUGCCGACUUGAUUGACAGAGCCAAACCGGGCGAAGAAAUCGAAGUCACCGGUAUCUAUCGCAACAACUUUAGCGGUCAGCUCAACAACAAAAAUGGCUUCCCGGUGUUCGCGACAAUGCUCGAGGCAAACCACAUCAUCAAGACCCACGAUCAGCUUGCUGGUUUCAAGCUGACAGAGGAAGACGAGAGACAGAUACGAGCUCUUUCGAAGGACCCCAACAUUGUGGACAAGAUCGUAGACUCCAUUGCUCCGUCAAUCUAUGGUCACCGGGACAUCAAAACUGCAGUCGCACUGUCACUAUUUGGAGGCGUCAGCAAAGAAGCACAAGGCAAGCACAAAAUCCGGGGUGAUAUCAACGUACUCCUACUUGGUGACCCCGGGACAGCCAAAUCUCAGGUUCUGAAGUACAUUGAGAAGACUGCCCAUCGAGCUGUCUUUGCCACUGGCCAGGGCGCGUCUGCCGUAGGGUUGACUGCCUCCGUGCGCCGCGAUCCUCUCACCUCAGAAUGGACGCUCGAGGGUGGGGCUCUCGUCCUUGCCGACCGAGGCACUUGUCUGAUAGAUGAGUUUGACAAGAUGAAUGACCAAGAUCGGACUUCGAUUCACGAGGCUAUGGAGCAACAGACCAUCUCGAUCAGCAAAGCUGGCAUUGUCACGACUUUACAGGCACGAUGCGCCAUCAUUGCAGCCGCCAAUCCGAUAGGAGGACGGUACAAUAGCACGGUUCCAUUCAGCCAGAAUGUGGAGCUCACCGAGCCCAUCUUGUCACGGUUUGACAUUCUUUGCGUGGUCCGAGAUACUGCCGAUCCGGAUGAAGAUGAGCGCCUGGCCAAAUUUGUGGUUAACAGUCACGGAAGAGCACAUCCGGUCAAGCUCAGCGUUGACGCCGGAGAUGUCGCUGCCAUGGAGACUGAAGAGACAGACGCGAUCAACAAUGGUGAACCGCGGCAAGAAGGGGCCAUUCCACAAGAGUUGCUCCGAAAAUACAUUCUGUACGCAAGGGAGAAGUGCCGACCGAAGCUCUAUCAGAUCGACCAAGAUAAGAUUGCCCGAUUGUUUGCAGACAUGCGAAGAGAGUCUCUGGCAACCGGAGCUUAUCCGAUUACUGUGCGUCACCUCGAGGCAAUCAUGAGGAUUGGCGAGGCCUUCUGCAAGAUGCGGUUGUCCGACUACUGCACGUCGCAUGAUAUUGAUCGAGCGAUUGCUGUGACCGUUGAUUCUUUUGUGGGAAGCCAGAAGAUCAGCUGUAAGAAGGCGCUUGCCAGAGCGUUCGCGAAGUAUGUUGACUCUGUCGUGAUCUGA